Molecule: messenger RNA, 4870 nt
Organism: Vitrella brassicaformis
Lineage: Eukaryota; Vitrellaceae
Source: the annotation of a GenBank genome assembly
CUCUCCUUCCCGGUUCGCCAUGGUCCGUCGGCGGCCUGCAACCGACUCGUCAAGUGCAGGUGCAGCCCUCCUGAGCGGCGACUCCGUCAGCGAUUCGCCAUCUCUAUCUCCAUCUCCCCAGCAGCAGCAGCUUCCCCCAGGGCAAGGCUCCCGCCGGCCACGUAUCCGCCUCCCCCCCUUCAUCCCCAGAUCCGUCUCGUCAUGGUCGCCGACAGUGGCCUUGCUGCUCAUGACAUCUCUCAUGGUCACUCUGGUGCUCAUCGGCCACAGGCGCCUGCCCAGGGCGCUCAAGGCGUCAAAAUCGGCGCCGUCACAGUUCUCUGGGGAGCGUGCCCGUGGGUUCUUGUCAAAGCUGGUGGGUCUGGGGGUGCGGACGGUUGGCAGCAGGGCCAACGAGGUGGAUGCGCCUCGGCUGCUGGUGGACGAGGUGCGGCGGAUUGAGAGCGACGCGCGGCUGCUGCACCGCGACGCGGGCGAGAAGUGGCGCGUGGAGGUGUCGGUGUGGUCCAACUACUCAGGCGCGUUCCACCUCGACUACUCAGGAGGCAUGCAGGCCGUCUACGCCAACCUGACCAACGUGGUGGUGCUGGUGGAGCCCUCGAUGGAGGGCAUGGGUGUGGGAGGGGAUGUGGAGCUGCCGGCCCUGCUGCUGUCGAGCCAUUUCGACUCGGCGGUCGGGUCGGAGGGCGCGGCCGACGCGGGGAGCGGGAUUGCCGUGCUGAUCGAGGUGCUUCGGAAUGUGCUGCACUCGCCGCCGCUGAGGAUACCCAUCAUUUUCCUUUUCAACGGUCAGCAGGGUGGGUGGAGGGAGGGAGGGAGGGAGGGAGGCAUCACGAGCCUCUGAGAUAUCUGAGUAUGCCCACCACCGUGUGUCUGUCACUGCACUGUGUGUGCAUAUAUAUGUCCACUAGGUGGUGAGGAGGUGGGUCUGAAGGCGGCGCAUGGGUUCAUCACCUCCCACCCAUGGGCGAAGCGGGUCGGGGGGUUCCUCAACCUGGAGGCAAUGGGCUCCACCGGCAAGGCCCUCCUCUUCAACUCGGGUACCAAAGAAACAAAGACAGAAAGAGUGUGCGGUCGUUCUGCCCAUUUCUUUCAUUCCCUCCAUCCAUCUGGAUACCUACCGCACUCACUCACUCAGGUCGUGGUGGCUAUGAGUGGGUGUCGGCUUACGCUCGUGCGUCAGAGGGCGCGACCUACCCCUACCCCUUCCACCCCCAUGCGUCUGUGGUCGCUGAGGACAUAUUCAAAAACGGUCUCGUCCCGGGAGAGACCGACGCACGGUCAGUGGGGGUGGUGGUGGUGGGGGGCUCACCAGAGAAGGGCACCAUCACGACGGUCGCCUACUUUUGUGGUUGUGUGUAUGCGCCUCCCUCCCUCGCUGGCCUGGCAGGAUUUAUCGCAUUGACGGCGGCCUGGUGGGGCUGGACUUUGCGUAUGUGGGCGGGGGGUACAGCUACCACACGCCCAGGGACACCAUCGAGAAGAUACGGCCGGCCGCCCUCCAACACUAUGGGGUCAGCUGAUGAGUGCCAUCCAGUCUGUCCAUGCCUGGUUUGUUUGUUUGUUAGGACACCAUAUUGUCCCUGAUUCACGAGAUCGCCUACUCGCCGACGCCCAUCCUGCGGCAACCGUCCCCCACGUCCCCCCAGCGCCGCACCGACGCCGUCUUCUUCACCGUGCCUCACCUGCUGGUGGUCGUGUACCCCAAAUAUGUCCAUCUCAUGCUCUUCGCCCUCGCCAUGACGCUGCUGCUGCUCAUGUCAUUCAUCGGUACACACGCCCCUGACGCACACGCUCUAGCAAGCUUCGUUGACUGCAUGGCAUGGCUGCUGGUGUAUUCUGGCUGGCUGCAGAGGGGACUGGUCCGCUGUCGCCCUUGGGCCUGGUUGCGGUGGUGUUCCAGCUGACGGGCAUUGUGGCGUCGGUGCUGGUGUGUGGGUUUGGGGUAGGCGGCCUCAUGUGGCUGGUGGGGCGGAGCCUGCGGUGGUUCGACAAGCCCUGGCUGGUGGGCGGCAUGUUCGGCGUCACAUCAAUGGCCGUCAUGCUCGCCAUCCAACACAUGUACCAGAACAAGUGAGUGAACCAGAGAGAGAGAGAGAGAUCCCCACACACACUCUCGCUCAUGUGUGCCUAUCUAUCGCUCCAUCAGUCUCCGUCGCUUCAUGGAGCGCCGGUCCAAGUCGCAGAUUCAGGAGUCCACCAAGCCCCCCAUCUCCCCGGCAGACACCAGCAAAGACGACACCGACAAGGACACCACCAACGCGGCGGCCGCAGCAGCCAAAGCCGACCUUCGCGAGCGGCGGGCAGCCAUGCUGUGGGAGCGACGCGUCACCCGGCUCUCAGAACAGCACGUCUUCAUGGCGGGGCAGACCCUCUGGCUCGCCGCCGCCACAGUGCUGAUCGCCCGAGGCGUCGGGUCGGCCUACAUGGCGCUCAGCUGGGUGCUGUGUCCGCUGGCCACGCGCCUGACCGCCCUCAUCGUCUACACGUGCGACCCCCCCAGCCCCGACGACGAAGACGACAUCGAUGCGCUGCAGGAGAUGUCCUCGACCACACCCCCGGCACCAACAGGACCAUCAGCGAGACAGCUGCAGCCACCGCCGGCAAGGCCACCCCCCAUCCCGGAAGACCAUCCGUCAGAGACCGACCAGACCUUCCCCUACCCGCCGUCAUCGUGCCCCGAGUCCAGCGACAUCCCCAGGAGCUCACCCAAGCGGGCGACCUUCACGCCGAGAGUGGGCCCGCUGUCCUCUGGUGGGUCGUCGCGGCCAAGGUUCCGGCGUCGGCGGCUGGACCCGCUGAAGGUUGACGAUCGCGGGUGGGUGGGCAUGGCGACGGUGGUGGGCAACUGCGUGCCCUUCGUGCUGACCUUCCACACCAUUGUGGGGGUGCUGGAGGUCUUCAUCCCUGUCAUGGGUGAGAGAGAGAGAGAGAGAGAGGAAGGGAGGGGGUGUGAGGUGUGCGGCUGUGUGUGUGUGUUGUGUUGUGUUGGGUGUGUGGUGUGUGUAGGUCGGUCCGUGACAGCUGUGCCGGCGGAUGUGUUUCUUGGGUCGCUGGUGGGUCUGAUGGGGGCGCUUCUGUCUCUGGUGCUGCUGACGCCCCUCCAGUACCUGUCGCAGCGGUCACGGAGGCGAGCCAUCGACCUGCUCGGCCUCACAGCCAUCGGUCGGUAGGGGAGGGAAACCAGAACAGACAGGGAUGAAGAAUCAGAUCCGCGCUGUCUGACGAUGGUCUGCGUGUCGAUGGAUGGUUGUGUGGGUGAGGAUACAUAGGCUGUGUGGUGUAUGCCGUGUGGCGCGUCAAGGUGCCCUUCACGCUGGGGGCGCCCAAGCGGCUGCUCCUGACCCACUUCCAACGCAACUUCCACGCCCCCAAUGGUGCACCCCACGAACGCGAAUGCACACGUAGCCGUCCACCCAUCAUGUUGUGUUGUUGUCAGGCACUGUCGACCACAGCGAUGCCGGCAUGUGGCUCCGCAGCCACGACGACGACGCCUUCCGAAGCCUCACACCCACACUGCCCUUCCUCGCACCCUCACCGUGCUCGACACCAUCAGUGCCGCCCUUCGCCCUCCCCUCCCUCCCCUCCGACACCCCAUGGACCCCAGAACUCGCCAGAAACGCCACUUGUGGUGCCAGUCAAGACGGAGACGGCGAUGGCGAUGGAGACGGCGCACUGAUACGUAUACCGUCGAGCCCCAGGAGGGACUUCUUUAUGUGGCCGUUCGGCUUUCCCAAUCUGUUCCCCCACGAGCACUUGACACUGCUGCCGGCGCCGCACCCAUUCCGCAAUCUGUCGAGCGACUCGACGGCGGGGCACCUCGGCACCAAUGGCAUGAGUGGGGGGCUGGUGAGGGUCAAAGAUGUGCCAGUGGAGUACAGCGAGCAGGUGCCGCCGUUGCAGCUCACGUGGACACAGUCGCACAAGUGAGGAGACGACACACACAUAACGGGGCACACGCAAUAGAUGCAGUCAGGGGCAGACGGUCAGAGCACCAUGUGUGUGGGGGUGUCUCUUGUUGCGUCAGUGUGACGAGCAACGUGACACGUGUGUGGGUGUCGGUGAGGGGGUCGAAUCGCAUCGGGAUGGCCCUGCAGGCGGAAGGGCUGCAGGGAUGGUCCUUCGACGAGGCGCUGCCCAAGGCACGCACAAAUUGCCAUUGCCACUGGAUCGGAUUCGCAAGUGAGACAGACAGAUAGACAGGGAGGGAGGGAGGGACAGAAGGAGACAGUCACACUGACUGGUGGUUCCUUCCUCUUGGUGUGGUGUGUGCAGGAGGGCAUGGCAGCGAGGCGAUCGACUUCUGGGUCGACGUCAAGGACAUAGACACGGUGAGAAAGGAGGCAGGUGGUAUCAACUCUCUCUCUCUCUCUGUGUGUGUGUGUGUGUGUGUGUGCAGGUGACCAUCAGCGCGACGAGCCACCACUUCAACUUGAUCACCCCCCCGGUGGCCCAGCUGCUGGACAGGCUGCCGCCGUGGGUGGCCCCCACCCCAUACACCGACCAGCACGCUGUGUGGAAGAUACCCCUUCACACAGCAGCCGCCUGAGCGGCUGACCUCACCGGCAAGGCUUUGUUUCUUUGUUUCAUUGACCGGUUGAUUGGUUGGUUGGUUGCCGUGAGGUUACAUGUAGAUAGUAGAUAGACAUCAAGAUGAUAGGGCGCGGUGGACACACACAUUCACACACACAUUCACACACACACUUGUUUGUGCAUAUUUGUCGACACACGUCACUCACACCUUGACGCACUGAUUGCAGCAAUUUCCUUUUUCGCCUUAUCUGAUGACUGACGUGUUUGAUUGUGGGCGAUGUGGAUCAUGGUGGCACCUACGAGCGACGCCAAUCACCUGCGAUCAGCUUGUCCGGCC